GUCGGAGCCGCCGAGCAUGGACAUGGCCGUCGGCGUGGACGAUUCAAGAGCCGCGACACGCAGCCGGUACCACCAGACGUCUACGGUCGACUGGCGUCGGGUGGGGAAGACAUGCUGCCGAGCGCGGCUGGCGAUGCUGAUUGGCCGAUUGGCGGCAUCUUCGGUCUGAUGGCCUCGAUGGCGGCCGGGCUGGGGCAAGCGGAGGCGGAGUGGGCGGCCGGCCGUCGGGGUACCGGACGGGCGAGAGACUCUCAGACGUGUGAAUGGCAUCGCAAAGAUGAGCAGAAGAAAGAAGAGGAAAAGGAGGAGGAGCAAGAGGAAGAGGAUGCGGAGGGGGAGGAGGAAGAAGAGGAAGAGGAAGAGGGAGAUGACGAAAUGGAGGAAGAGGAGGAGGGCGGUAAAGAUGGCGAACAGAAACAAGACGAGAAGAAGGAAGAGAGAAAGAUGAUGAAGAGAAAGAAAAUGAAAAAAAAUAAAAACAAACAAACAAAUGAUCUGUCCCGCGCUCUGUUCGACCACCAAUUGGAUCCAGCCACGAUGGAACACGCAGUUGCCGAGGCAAUCUUCCGGCAGACGAGCAUGUCCAGUCUGGAGGCCUACGCGAACCAAAUGGCACUCGAUCACGACCUUUCGCUGCCCAACCUCGCCGACCACCUCAGCCCCACUGCCGCCCUCCACUCCGGGCCGGUCAGCUCAUUGACGUCAACGUCGACCUCAACGUCGACGUCGACGUCGACGUCAACGUCAACGGAAGUGGUAUCGUGGAGCCGUGAAUGCGGCGAAUUAGACCUUCGGCAUGCGGCGGUAACGAGAAGUCGAGGAAACGACUAUCCUGUCGAGAAUGGGACGAUCGAGUCGGUCUGGAGAGGGGUGGAGGGUAACCAACCUGCCCGGCAGGAGGAGGAGAACGUGUACGCUUGCAUGCUGAGGCUGGUGGAGAAGAUGGCGCAGACAAGUGAGUCCUCUCAUAUUGCACUACUCACAUACUACUCAUAA
This is a messenger RNA of Protopolystoma xenopodis, 996 nucleotides long. The record is from the annotation of a GenBank genome assembly. NCBI's taxonomy places the organism in Eukaryota, Metazoa, Platyhelminthes, Monogenea, Polystomatidea, Polystomatidae.